CCGCCCCGGGAGCCCGGAGCCGGAUCUACAAUCCCGUCCCUCCCGCUCCAGCGCUUGUUGCUCGCCGGGCCGGAGUUGGAGUGGCCGCCGCCAGGCAGCCGGGCAGCCUCCUUGUCCUCACGACUCACCUCCCCUGGGAGCAGAGGGGGAGCAGCAGCCCGGGCAGGAGUGGGGAGCGCGGUGUGAAGGGGGAUUGCCCCCCACCUGCAAGUCCUGGGGCGCUACGCAGCGGCGGGGGGAAAGACAUGCUACGUUUCCCCCUACCCAGCCUCGCUGCCGCCAGCUCCGGGAGAGGAGGGACCGCGGCGCUUACACCCGCAAACUCGCCAUAGAGAUCUCGGGGUGCGGCGGGGGGCGGGGCUCCCCAAUCCCGACGGUCUCCACCUCUCUGCGGGUAGGGCGCGGACGGAAGCAGCCAGAGGUGCUGGUGCAAUGGGCUUUUUGCCCGGGCGAGGCGAAGGGCAGGGGGCGGGGAGAACUGGAGUUCUCCGAUCUCCUGUGACCGUGACCCUACAGGUGGAGAAAUGAGGGUUUCUCGCUCUGCCCGAGACUCCCCUCCCGAAAAUGGCUCCAGGUGCCAGACCGCUAACCUUUCUUCCUCCUCUUAAAAACAAAUCGCCUCUUUCCGGAGGGGCUCUCGCAUGGCUUCCUGCCUUCCUCUUCCAACAGGUGGCUCCAGCCCCUGUCCGGGGACCUGUGCCAAUGACCCUAGUGGCGGUUUCGCUUUCUCCCCUCCCGGCGGCGUGAACGUGUGUCCGCAGCGUGAUGGGCAAUCAGGUGGAGAAGCUGACCCAUCUAAGUUACAAGGAAGUUCCCACGGCCGACCCGACCGGCGUGGACCGGGACGACGGGCCCCGUAUAGGCGUCUCCUACAUCUUCUCUACUGACGACGAGGACGUGGAGCCGCAGCCGCCGCCACUGGGGCCCGAUGGCGGCGGCGGCUUGCCCGAUGGCGGGGAGGGGCCACCGCUGCCCCCGCCGCAGCCCUACGACCCGCGGGUACAUGAAGUGGAGUGUUCCGUGUUCUACCGCGACGAGUGCAUCUACCAGAAGAGCUUCGGGCCCGGCUCGCCGGCGCUAAGCACCUACACGCCGGAAAAUCUGCUCAACAAGUGCAAGCCGGGCGACCUGGUGGAGUUCGUGUCGCAAGCGCAGUACCCGCACUGGGCUGUGUACGUGGGCAACUUCCAGGUGGUUCACCUGCACCGGCUGGAGGUGAGCAACAGCUUCCUAACGGACGCGAGCCAGGGCCGGCGCGGCCGCGUGGUCAACGAGCUAUACCGCUACAAGCCGCUGAGCCCCAGCGCCGUGGUGCGCAACGCGCUCGCUCACGUGGGCGCCAAGGAGCGCGAGCUGAGCUGGCGCAACUCGGAGAGCUUCGCCGCCUGGUGCCGCUACGGCAAGCGCGAGUUCAAGAUCGGCGGCGAGUUGCGCAUCGGCAAGCAGCCUUACCGGCUGCAGAUCCAGCUCUCGGCGCAGCGCAGUCACACGCUCGAGUUUCAGAGCCUGGAAGACCUGAUCAUGGAGAAGCGGCGCAACGACCAGAUCGGGCGCGCCGCGGUGCUGCAGGAGCUAGCCAUGCACCUGCACCCGGCAGAUCCGGACGAGGGCGACGGCGACGCGGCGCGGACUACGCCGUCCCCCGUUUGCCCCCCUGUGCCUGGCUCCGAAGAGGACCCGGAGGCGGUGGCUCACUGACGAGGCCCGGAGUGCGAAGCUGCGAAAGGGAGCCCUUGGUUGCAGCCGCGGCCCUUUCCUUCCCUCGCUCCCUCCCUCCUAACUGCCGUGUUCUGGGCCUCAUCUGGGCUCUUGGGCCUUCUGGAAAAGGGAGAGUUGGUGAAAUGCACAGUUGGCUGUGGCUUGAGCUUGCCAUUUUGGACGGGGGAGGAGGGAGGCGGCGGGAGCAGGUAGGAGUGGGGAUGGGGGGGUUGAAGCGACAGUUUUUUUUGACACCCCCCCCAAUCUGUCUCCCUUUUCCGUGGGUCAAAUUGUGGAUUUCCCAGGCGUUGUAAUUUCUCCUGAACCUGGGUCCAAAAUGGACCUUCUCGUGCACGCGGGAGAGGAGAAAAAAGUUCGGCUCCUCUAGUGCCGCUGCCUGCCAUUGCCUCCUCUCCGCUUUCCUCCCUCCCCCUGGGUUUUCAGUGUGCAGGGUACGGAGGCCAUAGCGGGUUAGCGGAGGCCCCUGGUCGGCCUGCGCCGAGAGCUGCUUAUCUUUCCCGCGGAGCUGUGCAUGGAAUCCGGGAGGCUGGGGUAAUUUAUUUUAUGGGAUUCCUGGUGUGCAGGGCUGUGAAAGCCUUGCGGGGAGGUCUAGGAGAGAGCGGCAGACCAAAACCAAGCUGCCGCUUAUUACGUGUAACAAAUAGUUGCGUAAACUGGCGCUACAAAGACUUUGCUACCUCCCUCCCCCACAGCCCCAAGUAAUUCGUUUUCUGGAGCUGGCUCUGAGCUGCGUCUCCAGCUCCUUCCUGCUCCACCCGCCCCUGCCCAGGUUACAAGUAAAUCAUUGUCAUGGGCCGGAAGGGGAAGGAUUCAAUUAAGCUUUGGUUCUGCUGCCUUUGUUUCUCGCCUGCUGUUGUAGACACGUAUAGUUGCAUUAUUUGUUAUCAAAGAAGGGAAUAGCCUUUUGUGUCACCGGUCUAAUUAAACCUGCUGGGCUAUGUUCAGUCACUGGUCACAGAUGGGGUUGGCUGGUGCCACCCCAUAAAAAGUACCCACUACCAAAGCAGCCAAGCAUGGCUGCCCUGGCAGGAAUCUGUUAUUCCCCCCCAUCCUCUCAGUCCCACUCUUUCUGAACAAUGAACAGAAGCAAAACCCUUUUUAAAACACAAGAUUUUGGUGUGGAUGUUGUGAAUUUAUUUUCCCUUCACUGCCCUCUCCUCCUUUUCUGCUGCCGAUGAAAUCUUAGUCUCCAGACUGAUUUCAAUGGUAAGAUACUUUUUUUUACUAACCACAUUUGAUGCUGUUUAAUUCAAAAUGCAAAAGUCGUUAUCCUGCAGCAGUCUCCUUGUUUUGAAAACCCCCUCCGGAAGGUUACUCAGUUAAGAGGAGUGACAUCAAUCAGAAAUGCCACCAUGUGUAAUCCUCACCAAAUCUGGUAAUAGAAGCACUGUUUGGUAAUUGUGGGAUCUUUUAGGGGCAGGUUAAGCUGAUAGUACUUGCCUCUGCUGAUGAGCUAUGAUGAGCUACUACUGCUUGCUUAACUGAAAUUUAAAAAUUUUUACCACCUGUGCUCUGUAUUCCCAUGAAUGAUGUGUGCCCUCAAUUUCAGAAUGCUUCUGCACAUUGGCAUUGCUAAUGCAAUCUCAGAAAUUGAAUAAACUUUGAGUUUUUUGUUUUUUUGCCCUCUUAGGACUCAUUAUAGAUGACACUGUACAAUUUUGUGACCUAAUUCUUAAGAUUGGAAUAGAAUCUUUCUUGAGUUUUACAACCGCAGGCCCCCCUGCCUGGAGAACCCUGAAUCAAGGCCACAUGACUUGAAGGAUUUUCCUAUAUACUUCCUUUUUCCAAACUCUGAAGUCAAGGUCAUAAUUUCUAAAGGUCUGGCCCUUCAUAACACCUCAGAAAGAAAUAUUUUAAUUACAAAGGCAUUAGCCAUGUUCCCUGCCUUCACAGUUACCACCAAACCAGGUCCUGUCACUUUCAUUGUUAACGUUCAACUACAAGCCCUUGCCUGGGUCUCUGGAGGAAAAUAAAUCUUUUGUUGGAAAUGCA
Messenger RNA from Choloepus didactylus (southern two-toed sloth), 3711 nucleotides. It is a transcript of the gene LRATD2, whose product is annotated as LRAT domain containing 2. Lineage: Eukaryota; Metazoa; Chordata; Mammalia; Pilosa; Megalonychidae. The coding region runs from base 766 to 1698 and encodes 310 amino acids. The transcript is spliced from 2 exons. The record is from RefSeq and is a predicted model, not a curated record.